CCGAAAGUGUUCAUUGUUCAGCAUAGUAUACAGGAAGCCAUGAGGGAUCACGAUAGUUUCAUGAGGCGGAUGGGGAUGGAGAUGAAUCUAAAGUUUGAGAAGUACUGGUCAGAUUAUAGCUUGAUUCUUGGAAUUGCAGUUGUUAUGGAUCCUAGGUUUAAGAUGCAAUUUGUGGAGUGGGCUUAUGACAAACUUUAUGGUCCAGAUUCUUCACAAUUAGAGGUCUUUAAUGAUACAUUGUCCUCUUUAUUUGAUGCAUACGUGGAGAAGAGCUUUGAUCCUAAUGAUUCAAAUUACUCGAUAGAUGAGGGUUCUUCUCAAGCACAAGGCGAUCACAGCUUACUUGAGGCUUUUGAUAAUGCUUACAAAAUUGGUUCGAGUUCAAGUAUGAAGACAGAAUUGAGCAAGUAUUUGGAUGAAGUAAGGCUAGAAAGAAAGCAAGAGUUGGAUGUACUUUCUUGGUGGAAAAUGGAGCAAAUUCGAUAUCCUAUUCUUUUUCAUCUAGCUCGUGAUGUGCUCACAAUUCCCAUUUCUACCGUUGCAUCUGAAUCGGCCUUUAGCAUUGGCGGGAGAGUUUUAGAUCAAUACCGCAGCUCACUGUUGCCUGACACAGUUCAAGCUCUGCUUUGUACUCGAGAUUGGAUUUUUGGUAACAAAGAAAAAGAGCGCGCUGAAUUGGAGGAUCUUACUGAAGACGUAUUUGAUUUGACAUUGCAAGAUAGAUCUGGAGAAGGAGAAAGCCGCAAUUAAGAUGACUUAGACGUAUUUUAUUUAGUACAUUAAAAAUGUAUUUUAUUUAGUACAUUAAAUAUGUAUUUCGAACCUAUUGAAAUAUUUAAUUAUAUCUACUAA
Molecule: messenger RNA, 852 nt
Organism: Rosa chinensis
Lineage: Eukaryota; Viridiplantae; Streptophyta; Magnoliopsida; Rosales; Rosaceae
Product: zinc finger BED domain-containing protein DAYSLEEPER-like
Exons: 3
Coding region: 40-750 (236 amino acids)
Molecular function (GO): DNA binding; protein dimerization activity
Source: RefSeq, a predicted model, not a curated record